Molecule: messenger RNA, 351 nt
Organism: Anopheles coustani
Lineage: Eukaryota; Metazoa; Arthropoda; Insecta; Diptera; Culicidae
Product: nucleolar transcription factor 1-like
Exons: 3
Coding region: 1-351 (116 amino acids)
Molecular function (GO): transcription cis-regulatory region binding
Source: RefSeq, a predicted model, not a curated record
AUGCUCUGCAUUGUGCAGAAGAAAGAGAUUCAGGCGUGUUUGGCAGAGAAGCCGAAACAUCCACCAAAUGAAUACAACCUUUUCAUAAAAGCAAACCUCCGGAUGCUAAAAUCGCAGCAUCCGGAACUAACUUGGGCCGAGCUGCUUCGGAAAGCGGGCAAAAAGUACAAGCUGCUUUCCGCAGAGAGCAAAGCAGUCUACAAACAGCUCGCAACCUGGGCGAAAGCCGAGCUGCUUCGGAAAGCGGGCAAAAAGUACAAGCUGCUUUCCGCAGAGAGCAAAGCAGUCUACAAACAGCUCGCAACCUGGGCGAAAGUAGACUACAAUGAACAGAUGAAACAAUAUUCGUAA